GGGCGGGGCUUAAAGCGUCUCUUCCGCGUUGGCACUUUCGCAGGUGCUGAAGCUCCACGUCAGUGUCACCAGCUAAGUUGUUUGGAGCGAGGGCAGCCGGGCAUCUGUGAAGGCAGCAGUUUCGAGUCCGGCAACAUGUUAGCGGCUGAUGCUGAUGAGGCCUACGAUUUUCUUUUCAAGAUAGUUCUAAUCGGUGACGCCGGCGUGGGCAAAACGUGCGUAGUACAGCGCUUCAAAUCAGGGAUCUUCGUGGAGAGGCAAGGAAAUACCAUUGGCGUUGACUUCACCAUGAAAACUGUGGACAUUCAGGGAAAGAGAGUUAAGUUGCAAAUCUGGGAUACUGCUGGACAGGAGCGGUUUCGCACCAUUACUCAGAGUUACUACCGUAGCGCUAAUGGGGCAAUCAUUGCAUACGACAUAAGUAAAAGCAGUUCCUUUCACUCUGUGCCACGAUGGAUUGAGGAUGUCCGGAGAUAUGCUGGCUCCAACAUUGUACAGCUUUUAAUUGGUAACAAAUCAGAUUUAAAUAAUUUGCGAGAAGUUCCCUUUGAUGAAGCUGAAGCUUUGGCAAGGCAAUACGAGGCCAUUGAUGCCAUUGAGACGUCAGCCAAGGAUGCAAGCAAUGUGGAGACGGCUUUUACCAAAAUGGCCACAGAACUCAUGGUGCGGCAUGGUGGUCCGGUGUUCACAGAUGCUGGCGUAGAUACCAUUAAACUAAACAGCAAGGAUGUUGGGGACAGUUGGAGCUGUGGAUGCUGACCUGAACCAGGAGCUGUUAUGGAGUCUGGAUAGCAUUCUUGUAAAGCAGUGGACGUUUCAACAUUUCAGUUAGCCUAAGGCUAUUGGCAUAAUACUGGACAAGUGUCCAGUGUAGAAGUAAUCAAUGUGAGGCCAAAACAGACUCUUUCAAUAGUUUCCC
Messenger RNA from Polypterus senegalus (gray bichir), 919 nucleotides. RefSeq names its product RAB43, member RAS oncogene family (gene rab43). Gene Ontology annotation, cellular component: trans-Golgi network. The record is from RefSeq and is a predicted model, not a curated record. Gene Ontology annotation, molecular function: GTP binding; GTPase activity. Lineage: Eukaryota; Metazoa; Chordata; Cladistia; Polypteriformes; Polypteridae. The coding region runs from base 136 to 759 and encodes 207 amino acids. The transcript is spliced from 3 exons.